This is a messenger RNA of Apaloderma vittatum (bar-tailed trogon), 1064 nucleotides long. RefSeq names its product DNA-damage regulated autophagy modulator 2 (gene DRAM2). Bases 28 to 828 code for a protein of 266 amino acids. The record is from RefSeq and is a predicted model, not a curated record. Gene Ontology annotation, cellular component: lysosome. Gene Ontology annotation, biological process: photoreceptor cell maintenance; regulation of autophagy. The transcript is spliced from 7 exons. Lineage: Eukaryota; Metazoa; Chordata; Aves; Trogoniformes; Trogonidae.
CGUUGGGAGGUUGGAGCCAGCGCCGAAAUGUGGUGGUUUCAGCAAGGCCUCUCUUUCCUGCCCGUGGCUCUGGUUGUUUGGUCGGCUGCGUCUUUCGUGUUUUCGUACAUCACCGCAAUCGUCCUGCACCACGUUGACCCGUUGGUGCCCUACAUCAGCGAUACAGGGACAAUACCUCCUGAAAGAUGCUUAUUUGGGAUCAUGUUAAAUAUUUCGGCUUUCUUGGGUAUGGCCACCAUGUACAUCCGUUACAAACAAGUUUACGCUUUGAGCCCAGAAAAACCCAAGAUCAUCAAGCUCAAUAAGAUUGGCCUUACCCUGGGACUGAUGAGCUGUUUCGGACUUUGCAUUAUUGCAAAUUUCCAGAAAUGUAUUCUGUACUACGUACACGUGGUGGGAGCCUGCCUGACGUUCGGCGUCGGGGCCAUUUAUAUGCUGGUUCAGACCGUCCUGUCCUACCUGAUGCAGCCAGAAAUUCACAGCAAAGACAUCUUCUGGAUCCGUCUGACCGCGUUGCUCUGGUGCUGUUCGAGCAUCGUGAGCAUGUUUGUUUCCUCAGUGGUGUUAUACAGUGGCCUGUAUGGAACUAAUCUAGUGCAAAAGUUGCACUGGGACCCACAGGAAAAAGGGUACACAGCUCACAUCAUCAGCACCGUCUCAGAGUGGUCAUUGGCAUUCUCCUUCCUCAGCUUUUUCCUCACCUACAUCCGUGACUUUCAGAAAAUUUCCCUGCGCGCUGUUGUCAGCUGCCCCAGCCAAACCCUGUAUAACGCGCCGCAGAGCUUUGUGACCGACGAGCAGGCACUGCUGAUCGCAGGGAGCAUCUAAUGAAGGUGAAGACAACGCAUUCUCAGCGUAACUCAGGAACUUAGUAGCGAUAACAGUUGAUAUUUCGAAGCAUUUAUUUUAUAUAUUAAAAAAAAAUGAAGCGAUUGUAUUGCACUUGACGUAAAGGGCUUUGCCAUUAACCCACACAGCAAUGCAAAUGGUAUCAGUAUUGUGAACAAGCCUGUAACAUUUCCACACAUGCCAGUGUCACGAAAGAAUUAAAUGAAGGUCAUUAA